Molecule: messenger RNA, 3427 nt
Organism: Carassius auratus (goldfish)
Lineage: Eukaryota; Metazoa; Chordata; Actinopteri; Cypriniformes; Cyprinidae
Exons: 7
Coding region: 222-1403 (393 amino acids)
Source: RefSeq, a predicted model, not a curated record
ACACACACACACUUAUCAGAUUCUGCGAGCUAUGAAGCUUGUCUAUGCGGGUUUGUUACACUUCAGGAGUAAUUACUCACCUAUCAUACUUGGAUCUCCAAUCUUGCCUCUGAAUUACAUCUAUAUAGAAUGACUUAAAAAAUAAAAAUAUUUGGAGCUAUGUACACUUGUCAGUUGUUAAUUUAUAAUCCCUGAACAAUAUCGCAUCAUUCCCCCUCCAGAUGAUUGAAGAGAUUCUAAAGACCAGCCCUGGAGGUGAAAAGAUUAUAAACGAAUAUACCCGCACCAAAGGUCUGUCCGAUACCCGAAGACGUGACAUGGUGAAAAUUUUGGUAGCACAUUUAACAAAUGAACAUGGAACAAGCCCUUCCCGACGUUUGAAGGAAGAAUAUGCGAAAGGAAUCAUUUCCCUCUUCCCAUGCUUUGCUGACCCCAGGAGUAAGCUUGGAUAUGAGCAUUAUUACAAUGCAGAAGAUGGAAGUGGAUAUUUGGCGUGGAGAAUUAAAACUCUGCAGAAAGAAGCAUCAGAGGGACGGAUGAAGCUGCCGCGGCAACCACAAACAGGUGGGCCAACUGCUGACAGACAAUCCUACAAAGAAGACUGCUAUUUGACUGAAGACCCUCAUUGUCAGGAAGCAAUAGCCCUGAUAAAGCAUACAGCUGAUGAGGCAGUGGUAAAGGAAAAGAUGAAGUUAACGCUGGCCUAUCGCCAGAAGCUGCUGCAUGACCCUAAAAAGUCUGCUGAUAUUCUAUCAGUUUUCUCACGAUUCCUGGAUAUACCAGGCUUGAUUAAUCAAGAUUUUGGACUUUUGUUUGGUGAUGCGACCUCUGCAAAGUUGUUGGAGAAGUGGUCUACCAACAUAAAACCAAAGGUUAUUGCACAGAGCCGUGGCCUCACACAGACUAGUGAGCUCCAAGACCUCAUCCAAAAUGCUGAAGCCACUGAAGUUGAAGAAGGGUGGUACAGCAACAUGUCUUCCAUUCUGAUGCUGGUUCACCUUUUGCCACCCUCAAGUCAAGGCCGCAAGAGACCGGGAAAGAUCUCAGCCAAACAAGCAUGUGAUCGUCUUGUGAAAUUCAUCAAGACUAGUAACAGUAUCCAAGGGCACUUGGACAGUAUUGGAGAGAGACUCCAGGCGUAUCUACUCGCUGUUGGGCCGAACAAAAGUAGGAUCCAUUCUUGGUUUAUUGUGAUUGACCAACAUGCUCUACCCUGUAAGGCUUCUAAUUCAUUGGCCUGUGUUGAUGAGCUUUUCAAAGCUCACUUUGUCUUUGGGACUUCAUACUGUCAGGAAUUGACCAAUGUGUUUAGCUUUCUGCAAACCACAGUCUAUGAUAUUGAUGUUGAAACCACCAAGGUAAAUCCCAGAGUAUCCGAGUUGAGAGCUAGAAUCCUCCAGUGAGCAGAUGAUUUGUUUCAUUUGUAAAAAGGGGCAUGCUAAUGCCAAUGCCCUUAUAAGGCACUUCAAGUUAGUUCAUGGCCUUUGUCCAGGAAAAAGUCUCGAGUUAAAACGUGCUCAAAGAGGUUGUUCACAUGUUUACCAUAGUUUUUCUGGAUUACGAAAGCAUCUCAGCAAGUGUUGUGCAAUUGACCGUUCACGCAUUGAUUCUGGUGAAAUCUCAUCCACCGCCAACUCCAUUUCAUUAGAUGAUGUAGGUGUUUUAUUAAACCAAAAUCCGCCUUGUGAGUCUGCACUCUUAAAAACAAAUAUAGUAAACAGUUGUGCAACAGUGGUGGCUGAACUUAAAGUUGCUGGUGUCGCAGAGACAACUAUUAACUAUGUUGUUGGUGCUCUAGAAGAAGUGAUUGGAGAUAUUCCUAGUGAAACUCAAGAAUCAGUGAAAAACAGCCUAUCCUUAGAGGAGCCCAUAAAAAGUGUUGUCGAGUCUCAAAUUGAUCAGUGUUUUGAAAAAAUACAAAAUCCUUUUGCGGCAUUAAACACUGAAAGCAAGAGAAUGCGGUACUUUUCAGACAAAUGGGGGAAAAUAGAUCCUGUUGAAUAUGUUCUUGGAACAAGAUUUGCAACGCGGCGUAACAGAACAACUGGAACUUUUGCCCAAACCAUUGUUAAGGAUAAAUUUGUAUAUAUACCAAUUCUUGAGACUUUACAGUCCAUUUAUAGACACCCUAGCAUUACAGAUAUGAUGGCGACAGAUUCACAACAAAGACCAAAUUGUCUUUAUGACAUACACGAUGGAGAAUUCUUUAAGAGGCAUGCAUUCUUCUCAAAACAAAGACAUGCAGUUCAGAUCCAGCUUUUUUUUUGAUGAAUUUGAAUGCUCAAACCCCCUUGGAUCAAAACGAGGAAUACAUAUGUUAGGAGCUAUCUAUUUUACCCUUAGAAAUAUUUCCCCUAAAUACAAUUCGAGUUUACUAAAUAUACAUUUAGUCACUUUAUUUCAUGCACAAGAUAUCAAAACCUAUGGGUUUGAUAAAAUACUAGAGCCACUUGUCCAGGAUAUCUCAACACUGGAAACCAUUGGAAUUCAGAUUCCUUUAUUUGAUCAGACAGUUUAUGGAACCAUUGUCCAGGUUACUGGUGACAACCUUAGUGUCAUUUUAUUGCUUCAGAUAGUCAGUAUUGUGUUUUCUUCAGUUAUAUCCACUGGUAUCACCAUUUAUUUGAAACAUCUGAUUACAGAACACCACAGUUUGUUUAAGCAGUUGUUUCCUGAUAAGAACUUAUUGCCAAAGCAUCAUUUUAUGGUGCAUUACCCCAGUUGUAUGCAGAAAAUUGGACCACUGAUACAUAGUUGGUGUAUGCGUUAUGAAGCGAAACAUAAUUUUUUAAAAAGCAGCUGAAAAGCUUUAAAAACAUAACGAAAACAUUAGCAAAGAAACACCAGUGCCAAAUGGCUUACAUUUGGCAAACAUUUGAUCCUAAUGCCAUGAAAUUUGGUCACGGGAAAAUGGUCCCAUUGAAUGAAAUGGAAGUUGGUGCUGAGAUGGCUGGAAAACUUAAUGUGCCUGUGUGGACUAAGGUCCUAAAUGUGAAGUGGGUCAAGCGCUGUGGAAACACUUAUCGAUCAGGGUUGGCAGUUUGUGUUCAAGUUCAAAAUGACAUGCCUGUAUUUUAUGUAAUCCAGAAUAUUGUUAUUAAAGAUGAGCACAUCCUUUUAAUAACAACUGCACUGAAAACAAUGUGUUUAGAUGAACAUAUCCAUGCUUACAAAGUUGCACAUACCACAGAAGCACCUUAUGUUUUGGAGAUUAUUUUGCACCACAAGUUGUUUGAUAUUCUGAUGUCUUAUGGUUGUGAUUCUGAUUUGUUUAUUGUACCAUAUAGUUUCAUGUAAUUCUUUUUCAUCUCAUCCAUUGUUACUUUUUAUUUUAGUAUUUUUCUUUUUUUUUCUUUUUUUUCACAAUUACAACAUGAUGACACAUUCACAAUGACAAGUGAAUUAUGUUUAAGUGUAAUGUUGUUUG